Molecule: messenger RNA, 1236 nt
Organism: Nematostella vectensis (starlet sea anemone)
Lineage: Eukaryota; Metazoa; Cnidaria; Anthozoa; Actiniaria; Edwardsiidae
Product: exosome complex component RRP46
Exons: 6
Coding region: 37-762 (241 amino acids)
Biological process (GO): nuclear mRNA surveillance; poly(A)-dependent snoRNA 3'-end processing; rRNA catabolic process
Cellular component (GO): cytoplasmic exosome (RNase complex); nucleolus; nuclear exosome (RNase complex)
Source: RefSeq, a predicted model, not a curated record
UUACUUGAGCCCACGAUAAUUGCGGUCUCGAGCAUCAUGGCGGCGCAAGAUAACACGCGCCCUCUUCAAACCUGCGAGCUGCGAGCCAUGUUUUGCGAACACGGCCUUCUUGAUAAAGCGGAUGGCUCUUCAAAGUUUGCCCAAGGUGACACACAAGUGAUGGCUGCCGCGUAUGGCCCUGUCGAGGUCAAGCUUAACAAGGAACUGAUUGACAGGGCUACACUUGAGGUGAUCUUCAGACCAAAAAUUGGUAUCCCAGGUUGCUCUGAAAAGCUUGUAGAAGGGAUAAUCCGGAACAGCUGUGAACCGAUCGUGUUAACAGCACUACACCCAAGGGCUUCACUUACAAUAGUUGUUCAAGUUGUACAGAAUAGCGGUUCACUGUUAUCUUGUGCUGUGAAUGCUGCAUGCCUGGCGAUGAUGGACGCUGGCUUUCCUAUGAGGUGUAUGAUGUGUGGCAUCACAUGCGCCAUCACUGAGCAGGAUGAGCUCGUUCUAGACCCUACCCUUGAGCAGGAAAGGAAAGCCACCGCUGUCCUGACUUUUGUUUUUGACAGUGUGAAUCAAAACCUGUUAACUUCUUCCACAAAGGGAAGCUUUGAUGUAGACCAGUAUAACAAAUGUCUUGCUGCAAGCAAAGCUGCUAUGGGAAACAUCCUAGCGUUUUACAGACAGUCAGUUGAGAGGAAACUCUCGAAGGAUGCAAAAUACACAGAUAUGAUAACAAAUGCUGUCUCCAGCGAGGCUGAAACAGUGAGUUAGUAAGAACAUAGUAAACAAGGAAUAAAUUAUUGUACCCCAUAGAAGGGUAGGCAAGCUUUACUUUGGAACUCAAAGUUAUGCCUUCAUCUGGACACUACUACAGUAAACAAUGAUUGGCAUAGUGUCAUGUUUAUCAUGUACUUCAAUCAUCAAUGUCCAAAACUCCUGGUUUCUUCACUGAUAGGAAUUAAGGUGAAGAUAUACAAACAGUAUAUUAAACAUUAGUGAAAUGCUAGCUGUAUUUGGAAAUAAAAAGGUAUGACAUCAGCUACAGUACAGUAACUCAGAUGAAUGUCAAGGCUUUGUAAUAUUAGCCAAAAGAAAGAUAAAAAAAAUUGGAUGAUGAAUUAUUCUGUAAAUUGAUAUUUUUGGGUUUUGGUUGUGUAUAUAUUUGGUAUUAUAUAUAGCAAUUAAUCAUCCACAUACUAAGCAUUUUACUAUUAUUUUCAAUAUUAAAGCUCUCUUUGAACUGAG